AUGCCGCGCAGGAAUGUGAAAGGCUCCCGCCCGCCGCCAUUUUCUUUCUUUCUUGGCAGGCAGCGAGUGGGGCAGGAAGCGGUGGCUGAGCGAGUAUGGCGGACUAUUCCACGGUGCCCCCUCCUGCUUCGGGCGCUCCCGGGGGAGGCGGCGGUGGAGGUGGAGGAGUGAACGAUGCCUUUAAAGAUGCGCUGCAGAGGGCUAGGCAGAUUGCAGCAAAAAUUGGAGGAGAUGCUGGCACAUCAAUGAAUUCAAACGACUACGGUUAUGGAGGACAAAAAAGACCUCUUGAGGAUGGAGAUGGCUCUUGGACAAGUCCGAGCAGUACAACACACUGGGAGGGAAUGCCCUCUCCUUUUAAAGAUCAACCAGAUGCUAAGAAAGUUGCUCCUCAGAAUGACUCUUUUGGGAAUCAGCUACCACCGAUGCAUCAGCAGCAAAGAUCUGUGAUGACAGAGGAGUACAAAGUUCCAGAUGGAAUGGUUGGAUUCAUAAUUGGCAGAGGUGGAGAGCAGAUCUCACGCAUACAGCAGGAGUCUGGCUGUAAAAUACAGAUUGCACCUGAUAGUGGAGGCCUGCCUGAAAGGUCAUGUAUGCUAACUGGAACACCAGAGUCUGUUCAAUCAGCAAAAAGAUUACUUGAUCAGAUAGUUGAAAAGGGAAGACCUGCACCUGGCUUUCAUCAUGGUGAUGGACCUGGAAAUGCAGUCCAAGAAAUUAUGAUUCCAGCAAGUAAAGCAGGAUUAGUUAUUGGAAAAGGUGGAGAGACAAUUAAACAGUUACAGGAGCGGGCAGGUGUCAAAAUGGUCAUGAUUCAAGACGGUCCACAGAACACUGGUGCAGACAAGCCCCUUAGGAUAACUGGAGAUCCUUAUAAAGUUCAACAAGCCAAGGAAAUGGUGCUGGAGUUAAUUCGUGAUCAAGGUGGCUUUAGAGAGGUGCGCAACGAAUAUGGGUCAAGAAUAGGAGGAAAUGAAGGGAUAGACGUUCCAAUACCAAGAUUUGCUGUAGGUAUUGUUAUUGGAAGAAAUGGAGAGAUGAUAAAAAAGAUACAGAAUGAUGCUGGUGUUAGGAUCCAAUUUAAGCCAGAUGAUGGAACAACUCCAGAUAGAAUAGCCCAAAUCACAGGGCCUCCUGACAGAUGUCAGCAUGCUGCAGAAAUUAUUACAGAUCUCCUUCGAAGUGUUCAGGCUGGUAACCCUGGUGGGCCAGGACCUGGUGGUCGAGGAAGGGGUAGAGGCCAAGGCAACUGGAACAUGGGGCCUCCGGGUGGAUUACAGGAAUUCAAUUUUAUUGUUCCCACGGGCAAAACUGGAUUAAUCAUUGGCAAAGGUGGUGAAACUAUUAAAAGUAUAAGCCAGCAAUCUGGUGCUAGAAUAGAACUUCAGAGAAAUCCUCCACCUAAUGCGGAUCCAAACAUGAAGAUGUUUACUAUCCGUGGAACACCCCAGCAAAUAGAUUAUGCACGACAACUUAUAGAAGAAAAGAUUGGAGGUCCAGUAAAUCCAUUGGGUCCACCUGUUCCCCAUGGACCCCAUGGUGUUGUUCCUGGCCCACAUGGACCUCCUGGGCCACCAGGUCCUGGUGCUCCCAUGGGACCAUAUAAUCCAGCUCCUUAUAACCCAGGGCCUCCUGGCCCUGCACCUCAUGGUCCCCCAGCUCCAUAUGCUCCACAAGGAUGGGGAAAUGCUUAUCCACACUGGCAGCCACCAAAUCCACCAGAUCCAGGUAAGCCAGGAACAGAUCCCAAUUCAGCAGCGUGGGCAGCUUAUUAUGCUCACUACUAUCAGCAGCAAGCACAGCCACCACCUGCAGCCCCUCCUGGUGGACCAGCUACAACCCAAACUAAUGGACAAGGAGAUCAGCCAAAUCCAGCACCAGCAGGGCAGGUUGACUAUACCAAGGCCUGGGAGGAGUACUACAAAAAAAUGGGUCAAGCAGUUCCUGCCCCUGCUGGGGCUCCGCCAGGUGGUCAGCCGGAUUACAGUGCAGCAUGGGCUGAGUACUACAGGCAGCAGGCAGCAUAUUAUGCCCAGACAAGUCCACAGGGAAUGCCACAACAUCCUCCGGCACCACAGACAUUUAAUCAUCACUGAAGAAAGGGAAUUGAGAUACUCUGAUCUCUUCACUAUUGCUUGUCUCCAGUGAACACUUACCUGCUAAGAGAAGCCUGUGGUUUGCAAACUGCAAUCAAGAACAAAAGAAUGAGCCAUCUUCAGAAGGCACCUCUGAGUACUUUAUUUGUUAAUGGAGGAAAUGGACUGGUAACUCUCAGAGUACUGAUAAUCCAGGUUUCUGUAUACUGCAGGCAGCCCUGGGACUGUUACGCAGGGUAGCCAGUUAAGGGAAUUACAGAAAUCUUUUACUUGAAAUUCAUAAGGGAAGAAAGAAAGAAUUGAAGGAAAUUAACUGCUGAACUCUUUUAAGAAAACUUUGGACGUCAGAUUUCAACAAUCACUGAUACCAGAUGAAAGUGCAUGUUAGAAAGCGUCUUUUGAAGUAGAGAAUUUGUAAAUUACUGUAUAUUACUGGGUUAAUAAAUGCAUAUAUGUAAGGGUGGGAAAUGUUAACAAAACUUCAGUUAGAACGGCUAAUGACUUUGUGAAGUCCUCUCUCCAUUUUCUUCCCUCUUCUCCUUCACUAGUAGCCCCUGCCCAAAUAAAUACCAAAUGUUACUGUGUGGAAAGGUUAAGUGGUUUAUUGGAGGUGCAGGUGGAGGAGUAAACUACGGUUUGGGUAACUGCCUAAACCUAGAACCCUCACAAUCUGGAUCAGUUGGUAAUUUCAGUGUUUCAGUUUUCUGGAGAUUCUAUGGGUUUUUUUCCUGGAGAAUGUAAGUUUCUUGAAUGGUUUUGAAAUAUAGUCAUCUUGAGCUGUUUAUCCAAGAAUGUUCAUUCGUAAUUAUACUCUUAAGUUAGCAAAUUCCUAGAAAUAAUGUUUUAAGAUAUUUCAUGAAAGAUUAAAACCUCAUUUCUCGUUAA
This is a messenger RNA of Falco peregrinus (peregrine falcon), 2981 nucleotides long. It is a transcript of the gene FUBP1, whose product is annotated as far upstream element binding protein 1. The transcript has 21 exons. Bases 96 to 2096 code for a protein of 666 amino acids. Gene Ontology annotation, biological process: regulation of DNA-templated transcription. Gene Ontology annotation, cellular component: nucleus; cytoplasm. NCBI's taxonomy places the organism in Eukaryota, Metazoa, Chordata, Aves, Falconiformes, Falconidae. Gene Ontology annotation, molecular function: mRNA binding. The record is from RefSeq and is a predicted model, not a curated record.